GCGUAAAGGAGUGGCACAGGAUGCGUUUAAAUAGCCGCGCUCACCAACUUUCACGCAUCACAACUUCUUCAGCUCUGCACACUGGUUUUACGCAUCCAUACUUUGCGCUCUCUGAAGAUGCGUUGCGCACUUUCCAAACUGCACAUACUGCACUCCUCCGUCCUUGCGCUGUGGCUCACGGCUCUCCAGGGAUUCAGACCUGCGGAUGCUGCCCCCAACCCGUCUCCCCUCUUGGGCUCCAACUGGGGGAACCCGCGGAGGUACAUCCACCUUCAGACCACUUCAGACUUAAACAACUUCUACUUGGAAAUCAGCCCGAAUGGACACGUGCACAAAACUACAAACCGGGGGUCCUACAGUGUCAUUUUACUGAAAGCAGAGAGCAGAGACCGGCUGGCAAUAUUUGGAGUGAAAAGUAACCGAUUUUUGUGUAUGGACGCAGCAGGAACUCUUUUCACAUCUACGGUUUGCAAUAAGGAAGACUGUCUUUUUCACCACAAACUUUUGGAAAACCACCGUGACGUGUAUUACUCCACCAAGCAUGGCAUACUGCUUAACCUGGAUGGGGCGAAACAGGUGUUCAUAGCGGGACAAAAUCUCCCUCAGUCCUCUCUCUUCUUAUCAGAGAAGAACACUGUUCCGUUGGAGCGCCUGCAGCACCGGGAGAGGAGAAACCGGCAGGUGAAUCCAUCAGACCCGCUGAACGCGCUCCGUAACGGAGAGGCGUCAGACUCCAGAGCUGCUCAAGAGGACGAUGGGGACUUGGACUUUGAGCCGUCAGAGGGUCGAAACAUCUCCAGAGAAACACUGGUUUCACCUUCCGAUGAUGACCCGUGGGAUCUUUUUCACGACACGAGCCCCGGCAGUCCCCGGAUUUCAGCAAUUGUCGGAUAAAGCUACAGAUCAUUCAUGGCGUGACUGUUGAACCGCCGCAGCUUUGCGCAAAGUCGAUGCGCCAACGUUUGAGUGUGGCACCAUAGUAUUUUCAUCAUAAAUAAGUGUUUUUAGGGCAUAUAUUUCAAAUCGAUUUCACGUGUACACUCUUAAAAAUAAAGGGUUUUGGCAUUGAUGCUCUGGAAGAACGAGUUUGGUUUCCCAAAGAAGUGUCCUUAAAAGAGUGUGAAGAGCAUUUAAAAAAUCUGAAGAGCCUUUUUCCACUAUAAAGAUCCUUUUGUGCAAUGUAAAGAUUCAAUGAAAGGUCUUGAAAGCAUCAAUGCCAAUAAAGAACCUUUAUUUUUAAAAGUGGAGAUCUACAGUUUAUUUAGGCUGUUCUGUUAUCUCACCAAAACCUGAGUUUUUUCUCCUGCCACCAUGAAUUUGUCUUUGGUGCUGGACACCAUCUGUGGACAACAAUUGUUGAACCAAGAAAGUAUUUAUUUAUUUAAUGAAUUACACAUGUUUUAUUUAUGGUAUUUAUGUUUGCUUUAAGUGUUAGAUGUGCAGUGAAAAUGUUAUACUCAUUUUAAAUAAAAUUUU
Labeo rohita (rohu) is the source of this 1476-nucleotide messenger RNA. It is a transcript of the gene fgf23, whose product is annotated as fibroblast growth factor 23. Lineage: Eukaryota; Metazoa; Chordata; Actinopteri; Cypriniformes; Cyprinidae. Gene Ontology annotation, molecular function: type 1 fibroblast growth factor receptor binding; growth factor activity. Gene Ontology annotation, biological process: positive regulation of gene expression; cell differentiation; fibroblast growth factor receptor signaling pathway. The transcript is spliced from 3 exons. Bases 118 to 894 code for a protein of 258 amino acids. Gene Ontology annotation, cellular component: cytoplasm. The record is from RefSeq and is a predicted model, not a curated record.